UUACAUUGAAGCCGUCGGUGGAGACGGUUGCUCUGCUCCAUCAGACAGCGAAAAAGAGACACGCAGAUAGUGUAAAAGUGAGAAGGCGAGUGUAUCGGAGUUGUUAUUGUUUUCAUUACAAGGCGUGCGAAGAGUGCGAAAUGUUAUUGUUGUUAUUGCUACGCAGAAUGGCGCAAAGGAAUAGAAAAAGCUGAUAAAAACGGAACACAAAUUAAAGUAAACAAAAGCGGAGUGUAGUGCAAAAGUUGAACGGAAAUUGAUAAGCUACAAAUAAAUAAAUAGAUUAUCGCAAUUGCAACCGUUAUACCUGUGAAAGCGGCAUUAAAUGUACAGAAUCUCAACUGCAUUUGGAGCUAGCGGCCGGCGAGCAAUGUAACACUAGGAGCCGGAGAUUACAGUUACCAGAAUGUCUAGAUAGCAGUACCAGGAUCCCUAUCCCGAUCUCAACCAGCAGCCAGAUCACACCGAAACCCCAAAGAAAACUAAGAAAAUAUAAGGCAAUUUCUGGCUACACGAUAUGGCUCACUUCAGUGGCCAUCGACAGCCGGCAGAGGUGCCGGCACAUUUUAAAAAUCUCUUCACAAAUGGCCAGUUGGGAGCAGCGGAGGAUAACAAUAAUAACGAUCAGAACGAGCAGGAGAAUCGUCCGAAUAAUAACAAUAAUGAAGGACCUUCGGAUCCUGCCUGCUGGGUCUUUGGAUACGGAUCCUUGUGCUGGCAUCCGGGCUUCACAUACACCAAGUGCAUUACGGGGUAUAUAAGGGGCUAUGUCCGUCGUUUUUGGCAGGGCAACGUCACACAUCGCGGCUGUGAGGAAAAGCCUGGACGUGUUGCAACGCUCGUUGAGGACAAAGAGGGAAUCACUUGGGGCUGCGCCUAUAGAAUAACGGGAAGCACGGCACUGGAUUAUCUCAAGCAGCGCGAGUGCACACUGGGUGGCUAUGCAACGAUUGAUACCAAGUUCUUCCCGCGCGUCGCAUCCCAGGAUACGCCCUUCAGUGGCGAGGCAGUCGAGGUUUUGGUCUAUGUGGCCACGCCAGAGAAUAUCCAUUGGUUGGGCGAUGAUCCAGAGGAGGAAAUUGCCCAGCAGAUAGUAUCCUGCCGCGGGCCCAGCGGCCACAAUGCCGAGUACCUGCUGCGCCUGGCGUUGUUUAUGCACGAAGAAAUUCCCGGUGUUAGGGAUGAUCAUCUGUUUGAGCUGGAACGCCUGGUCUUAGAGGAACUGUACCGCCGCCAAAUACCUCUGUCGUCUGUGAUGGGCCGUAAUCCGGAUAGGAUACGGCGAGACUCCCACGAGGACAUCCGCCGACCACCAUCCUUUGAGUUCACCUCUCGUGUGCCAGAUACCAAGCUUCGUUGCCUAAACAUUUGAUUGUGGGUGGUGGUGCUGCUGGCCAGGGUUGGCGGACACACAGCUAGUGAUAUGCAGUCCGCGUUUAUUGCUACAGCAAAUUCCAAAUUAUUGAUCGACAUUUUAGCUUGUUAGGUAACCAGAGUCUAUCGCCAAAUUCGACGUAUUCUUUAAAUUGUAAAUAAUCCUAAUCAUAAGCAACAACUCCUCGAUAAGUGAUCUGAAUUAGCCAAUAAGCUAUGAUUAAGCCAGUCCGUAAGCACAAACAACUUUUUACACGCAAAUAUGUCAGGGAGUUAAAUUAAAACCGAAAACAAAUUAAUACAA
Messenger RNA from Drosophila eugracilis, 1678 nucleotides. Its product is annotated as glutathione-specific gamma-glutamylcyclotransferase 1. Gene Ontology annotation, biological process: glutathione catabolic process. The transcript has 5 exons. The record is from RefSeq and is a predicted model, not a curated record. Gene Ontology annotation, cellular component: cytoplasm. Bases 518 to 1372 code for a protein of 284 amino acids. Lineage: Eukaryota; Metazoa; Arthropoda; Insecta; Diptera; Drosophilidae. Gene Ontology annotation, molecular function: gamma-glutamylcyclotransferase activity; glutathione specific gamma-glutamylcyclotransferase activity.